AUGUCCCUGGGAAGUCGAAUCGCAAAACGGGCCAGGGUCGCGGACUUCGCAAGUCUCGCCUCGACUCCCAGGGAACCCUUAUCGUUCCUCUACCCUCCAUGGCUCAGGAAUUCUUCGACAGCCUCGUCAACGCCCGCUCGAGCUCGACGAGAUGCUCCUUCAGAACCAGACGCCCAGGCCUUCAAGUCCAAGCCACCUAUACCAGAUUAUCCUGCUACCGUGGGUGACGAUCCAGCCGCGUUGUUCCAGCGAUUCGACCGCCCAAAAGGAAAUGUGUCCCGCGAUAGCCCCCUAAUGGUUCAGCAAUUGACCCCGAAGGAGCGCCCUCCGUACAUCGCCACCGACGAUUGCAUAGCUGCUCUAAAGAAAGAGCGGAACACCCACCAGAAGGACCUAAGUACAGAUGGAACGGGUACGGCGAGCUCAACUCGAAAUGUUGUGCAAAAAGUCAUCUCCCUGCAGCAAAACAAAGAGAUCGCGAAACUGUCGGCCAAAUAUUCAAGGAAAACGUACCAGGAAUAUAAGAGAGAAAGUAAGGCAACUAGGAUCCCGGAUUGGCGAAUAAUUCUGGAGGACCUGGUGAAGCACACACCACAGCAAGGGAAAUGGUUGUCCAAUGCUCUCAUAUUUGAGAUCCCCCCAAAUUUUGCUCCCAGAAUAAUGCAUGGGAUUGAUGAUUACUACCAAGAGAUUGGUGACAAAUAUGGAUGUCAAAUGCAACUGGCAGGUCGGAGCGAUACAACGCACGAGUUUACACGUUUUGUUAUUUCUGGCCCAGCGACCGCCAUUAGCAAGUGCACGGCAGACAUACUGCGUAUCACGCCUGAUGUCAAGAUUUAUGCAACUCCCAAAGGCUUGACUGAUCAGGCAGACAAUUCGAUGGAUGCCGACACGAAACAGUCGAAUUUUAGAGUAUACAAAAACGAGGCGGAAAUGCGAUAUGUCAUGGCGCGCCGUAAGGAAAGUCGACUGCAAGUACUACCAGAACACAUACCGAGACCAAAACAAUGGACCCAACUCUCAUUUCUGAAUUAUGUACAAGCUUUGACAAAGUCUCACGUGCCAAGUCACUUCAGGCGAUUCGGCCUCGGAUUGCCAGAUGUCCAUAGUGAGGUAGUCUUGAGGCUUCUUCGCGAACUGUUUAGGGAACCAGAAAUGCGGUCUGCAAUAACCCGACAAGCUUGCCAUCUGGCCCUCGGGUAUUUUGUGCGCCACAACCGAAUCCUGGACGCCCGGGUUAUGUUUGUAAGGAUGGAAGUCAUGAAGAUGCAGAUGGUCCCCGAGACGUUCAACAUCAUGUUGUCAGGGGCGGCAAAGCUGAACGACAUCCACAACUUCCACUUCAUUCUCUAUUUGAUGUUACAUCGGGGCAUUGAGCCCAAUGGUCAAACCUGGAUCCUCUUCAUGAAAGCCUUCGACGACGUCAACAUAAAAAUGCAUAUCCUAGCCGCCAUGAAAAACAAAGGUCUUCUCAACCACCCCGACGUCCGGCUAAAUGUAAUUCAGGAGCUCGCGCACCCUGAAAUCGAGUCCUCUCUUGACCGAAACCAGAGCCAAGCCGAGUUCAUUGCUCACAUGGAUUCCCGGUACGGCGACAAUUGGCUGACCGCCAGCACCGCCAACCACAUCAUGCGGUCGCUGGGAGCUCACGGGCUGAUAUCUCGCUGCUGGGAGCUGCUCCACCUAAUGGACUCUCGCUCUGUAGUAUCCGAUAAGAACUCGAUCGACAGGAUUCUGGUCUACUGCAAGCAAUCGACAAACCUGACCGGCGCUGUCGAGCUGCUGCGCAGUCUCCCAAAGAACAACAUGUGGGUGCCGAACCAGGAAACAUACCGCAUCAUGUUCGAUCUGGCGUGGCGGGCACACAGCUAUAACGUUGCUAAGGUAGUCUGGCGAUACGCGUGCUUGUCAGCAGCGACGACCCUACGCAUGCGCCAUCGCGUGUUUCAAAGUAUGAUCGAAUCCAACGGUGUCGAGAAGCCGAAAACGCUGAAGGCGAGGUGGAAAAAGUACGCUGGGCCGGUAAUUACUGGUCUCAAUGAUCUCUCGGAGCAUCCUUCCAGAGCGCCAGAUCAUGCGUUUAUUUUUCAGGUCACGGAGGGGAAGGAGGCUAUUUUGUCGGAUUAUGCGGAGACGAGGAUGGACCGGUUUCCAGACGAAGAGCCAGCUUUGUCGUCUGGGCACGAAGGAAAUGUUACAGAGGGAUCUGCAGAGUCUGUAUCGGAGGAUAGUACAGAUGUGCAGGGAGACGCCGUUACCACUCCCGAUAUGCUCGGCCUCGCGCCUGCGGACCCUCCUCAGGAUGCAGAGUCCACCGACACAGACGUCUCAUAUUACCGCCCGCUAGAAUGCCACAACCUCCCCUCAUGGACCCAACACCUCGAGAAUCGCAAACUCCCGCAGAUUCUUGAGCCUUGGGGCCCCUCCCGCAUCGGAAAACGCCUGCCGCAAUACAAAGUACCCAUUCUCAAGGAAUACUUCUACGCAGACCUGGGGAUGCACAAGGAGUGGGAGCCAGUACGACCGUUCCAUGAGAUCCUGGUUUCGGCGCUAAGGAUGGAUGAUGAGUGGAAGAGUAGGAAUGGGAAUGAGCAUGCCGAACGGGAGGGCGAAGGAAAGAAAGAGAAAGCGUAUAAGGAGUGGGGACUCGAGGAGCUCUUGGAUGGGAGGGCGCUAAAGGUGCGGAUCAGGAUGAAGGGUGUUAGAGGGGGGCAGGUGUUCUAUGACUGGCGGUGA
Drepanopeziza brunnea f. sp. 'multigermtubi' MB_m1 is the source of this 2736-nucleotide messenger RNA. RefSeq lists its product as uncharacterized. Gene Ontology annotation, molecular function: protein binding. The record is from RefSeq and is a predicted model, not a curated record. NCBI's taxonomy places the organism in Eukaryota, Fungi, Ascomycota, Leotiomycetes, Helotiales, Drepanopezizaceae.